AUGGAGUGUGCAGGGGAUGGUCGAAAAUGGGGUCAGUCCCCAGUCGAUAUCGAUGAAAGCAGUGCAGUCUGGGUAAAGUUUCCUGCGCUUAUUAUGAGUGGCCAUUGGAGUCAAGAUGGCGACGCUAAAAUGCGAAAUAUUGGCAGCACAGUUAAAAUAACGCUGGAAAGUACUAGGAGCCCAGCAACGAUCCGUGGUGGCCCUCUAGGGGACGACGUGUUCGAACUAGAUGGCGUGGUGUUUCGUUGGGGUUCGUCGAACUGCAAAGGCGCGGAACACACUCUAAACGGUACAUGGUUCACGAUGGAAGCGCAAGCCAUACAUUUCAACAAAAGAUACGAAGACAUUAACAAUUGCUGGGACAAGCACGAUGGACUCGCCAUAUGCUCGUAUUUUCUACAGGCUUAUCAAGUUCCUGCUUGGGACGAGCACCCGUUGUUCUCCAAAAUUACGGACGACUUGCACAGGAUUAUACAGCCUGACUCGUGCAUCAAAUUGUCUCCAAACUGCUUGUGCUGGAUGAGACAAGCUUGCCAAACACCUGGUUAUUAUUCCUACUUAGGUUCGAUAACAACCGACCCGUUUAACGAAUGCGCCACUUGGAUCGUUUUCCCAGAGCCAGUUAGGAUUUCCGAAAAUCAGGCACAAAUGUUUCGAAUGUUACGUAACAGACAAGGCUUGUGCAUAACGGAUAAUCAUCGUGAAGUACAAAAAUUAAACGGACGUGUGGUUUAUUAUGUCAAUUGA
Eufriesea mexicana is the source of this 747-nucleotide messenger RNA. RefSeq names its product carbonic anhydrase 7. The transcript is spliced from 4 exons. Gene Ontology annotation, molecular function: zinc ion binding; carbonate dehydratase activity. The coding region runs from base 1 to 747 and encodes 248 amino acids. Lineage: Eukaryota; Metazoa; Arthropoda; Insecta; Hymenoptera; Apidae. Gene Ontology annotation, cellular component: cytoplasm. The record is from RefSeq and is a predicted model, not a curated record.